AUGCCCUUCUUCUCUGGCCCCCAGGCCCUGCGCCUGCGCGACCUCCAGGCCAACCCAUCCAACUUUGUCGCGAUGGCCUCCCAAUCCUACGAUUAUGGCAACAAUGGCUUCAUGGGUGUGUUCAGGAACAAGGCUCCCCAUAGCUCGCAUCCCGACUUCGCCAACCUCACGCUACUCGUUUUUGAGGCAGUCAUGGAGGUCGUCUGUGUCAGCCUACCUGGCUACAUCGUCGCAAGAACAGGCCACUUCGACGCAGAGAACCAGAAGUUCCUGGCGAAUCUGAAUACGCAGCUGUUCACACCUUUUUUUACCAAACUCGCGUCGCAAUUGACCGCCGACAAGCUGUCCGAUCUGGCUGUUAUCCCACUCAUCUUUGUCGUCCAAACACUCGUCUCCUACCUCGCAGCGCUCAUCGUAUCACGGAUAUGUGGUUUCAAGAAGAGGGCAUCGAACUUCCUGGUAGCAAUGGCAGUCUUUGGAAACUCGAACUCGUUACCCAUUUCACUCGUCAUAUCCCUUUCGAAGACACUAUCAGGCCUCCAUUGGGACAAACUUCCCGGUGACAACGAUAAUGAAGUUGCUGCGCGAGGUAUUCUUUACCUUCUCAUCUUCCAACAGCUUGGCCAGUUGGUUCGAUGGACGUGGGGUUUCAAUGUUCUGCUGGCUCCCGCUAGUACAUAUAGCAACGAAGAUGGUGGCAUACGUAGCGCAUUAGAGAGCGGAGAAUACCGCGAUCACGAAGCACAAGGUCUGCUUGACGAUUCGCAUUCCGACUACGAAUCCGGGGACGUCACCAGUUACACCAACUCUACAGAUGCUAGCGAUACAGACUCGUUUUCCGAUCGUGAGGGUGUUUUAGCCUCUACUGAUUUUGUUACACCGACCAAUGGCAAUGUCACCGUCAGAGGAGCCGGCAACUUCAACGGGAACACCAACGGAGACGCGAACGGCUCUUUCGAUCCCUAUAAACAGGACAACAUUCCCAAAGGCAUUAAAGGAUGGCCAAAGAGGACGAAAAUGGCAAUCAAGCAAUCUGCAAAGUCGGUUUCUGACAAGAUCGCGUAUGCUGGACGUCGUGUUUUCCAGACUUUGCCCAAAUGGCUCCAGCAACCACUCUCCAAGUUCUAUUCGGUGACCGCCAGGUUUUUGGGUGGUCUCUGGGAGUUCAUGAACCCGCCUCUCUGGGCAAUGUUGGUGGCUAUUAUCGUCGCUUCAGUACCUUCACUACAACAUCUUUUCUUCGACCCUGGAACACUCAUCAGCAAUUCGGUCACGCGCGCUGUCAACCAAAGUGGGCAAGUUGCGGUUCCACUCAUUCUUGUCGUUCUGGGUGCCAAUCUAGCUCGUAACACUCUGCCCAAGGAAGACCAGCACUCUAUGGAGGACCCUAAAGUCGAGAGGAAUCUUGUGAUUGCCUCUUUGGUCAGCCGCAUGCUCAUCCCAACCAUCUUCAUGGCUCCAAUGCUUGCACUGACCGCCAAGUACGUCCCGGUGAGCAUCUUGGACGACCCAAUCUUCAUCAUCGUGUGCUUCCUUUUGAGUGGUGCCCCAACUGCGCUGCAACUGGCCCAGAUUUGUCAGAUCAACAAUGUCUACAUGGGUGCCAUGUCGAGGAUAUUGUUCCAAAGUUAUGUUAGUGCGCACGCAAUAUACCCCACCAUGGCAUCCUCCAAUGAACGAGUGGAUAGACACCCCUCUCCAGAGCCAUCCCGCAGCAACACCAUGGAGGGGGGCUCGGCAUCCCGCCCUGCAACCAAAGUCGUCUCUUUUCCCGAUGAGAGUGCUUCUCCAAUGUCGAUCGGCCAGAACAAGGAGCUCGAGCAAAAAGACUAUCUAGAUCUUGACAAGUCUGCCAGGCAAUAUGCUGCAAGCAUCCAGGGCAAGCGAUUAUCCGGCAGACCAUCAAUUGAACGUCUGGGCUCUCUCAGGCCACCGAGUGUCGAAGGCAACCCAUCGCUAUCUUCUCUCCUCUCAGACAGCUCGGCAGAAACCGCCUCACAUGGCCAUCAUGCACACGCAGGUCUUUUGAAGCAGGUCGGAACGUGGCUCAAGCACGAACGAACGAGGCGCACUGCACGAAAGGCAAAGCGAAAGGCUGGCACCAAGGACAUCGCCGAAGAAGUCGAACCUGCGAAGGAUUUGACAGUUGAGAGCGCUGACCAGUCUGCUGAGAUUCGAGGACGCAGCGGAUCAGAGUCGUCUCUAGGCUCUGUGGCGCUGGAAGAAUUGGCGAAUAUCCUGGAGAAGUCAAUAUCGGUCAGGCCAGUUGACGCGAAGAGGAAGCCAUCUCACAACCGUAAACUUUCAGCUGGCUUGAAGCGGCAUUCCAUCAUAUCGACUGACUCAGAUCACUUUGACUCGGUCGAUCAGCUCGUUCCUGGGUGUGACGCCGUGUUGGACAUCUCAAAGACUAUGGGAUACACCAUGGAAAACUCAGAAUCUGGACCAGACGACGAAGAGUCCAAGAAGCGAGCGCAAAAAGAGAAAGAAGCCUGGGACACAUUCAAGUUUGAGAUUCUUCGCUUGACUCACACUUUGAAGUUGAAGGGAUGGCGAAAGGUACCCACGGAGAUGAGCAGCCAGCUCGACGUACAGAGGCUCAGCGGUGGUCUGACGAAUAUUGUCUACACCGUGUUCCCUCCUAAGGACCUUCCAUCUCAAGCAGAUAGCGCAGACGGCAUACCGAAGCCGAAGAACCCGCCACCCAAACUCCUUCUACGCAUCUACGGUCCUCAUGUAGGGCAUCUGAUUGACCGCGACUCCGAGUUACAGAUUCUGUACCGACUUGUGCGCAAGCGUAUCGGUCCACGUCUACUUGGCACAUUCAGCAACGGACGCUUUGAGGAAUUCCUCCACGCAAAGCCACUGACUGCGAAGGAGCUUCGCAACGAAGAAACCUCAAAGCAGAUUGCCAAGCGUAUGCGAGAGCUUCACGAAGGGAUUGAUCUCACGACGAAGGAGCGAGUAGCCGGUCCAUUCGUUUGGCAAAACUGGGACAAGUGGGUUGAUCGAUGUGAACAAAUCGGCAUGUGGCUUGAUCAGCAGGUUCUCGAGACGGAUCCAAACGCUCCUCUGUCUCCGGCAGAUAAGUGGAAAAAGAGGGGUCUGGUCUGCGGCCUCGAGUGGCCCAUGUUUAGGAAGAUCAUCGAGAAAUACAGGGUAUGGUUGGAGGAGCAGUACGGUGGCAUUGAUAAGAUCAAUGAGCGGUUGGUGUUUUCCCACAACGAUACGCAGUAUGGAAACAUCCUCCGCAUGAUGCCUGAGGGCGAAUCACCGCUUCUACUUCCAGGAAACCAGCACAAGCAGCUCGUAGUCAUCGACUUCGAAUACGCAAACGCAAACCUACCCGGUCUAGAAUUUGCCAACCACUUCACGGAAUGGACAUACAACUACCACGACGCCACCCAAUCCUGGAAAUGCAACGACAAAUACUACCCCACAGCCGACGAACAGCACCGCUUCCUCCGCACCUACCUAGGCCACACACCAAACUACAAAGCCCCAGGCGCAGCCUCAAACCCGCCGACCCCACACCUUGGCCCCCUGCCCUCCUCAACCAGCACAACUACUCUCGCAGCUACCGCGACCGCAACACCAAACUCCAUCUCGGCGUUCAUGCUCGACUCCCGCGCGCCUCCAGGCGAUAAGUCCUUCUUCCAGGAACAGGAGCUCGAGGCGGAGCGCCAGACGGAAGAAGAAGCGCGGCGUCUUAUGGCGGAGACGAGGCUUUGGCGGCUGGCUAAUUCGGCGCAGUGGGUUGCGUGGGGGAUUGUGCAGGCUGCUGUUCCGGGUUUGCCGGACUUUGACGCGGAGGCGAAAGCUGCUGCUGCUGCAGUCGCUAAUGAUGGGACUGCCGCCGAUGCCGUGGUCGCUGAGAAGAAGCACAGCGAGAAUGGAUCCGUGGGUGGGGAGGCGGCAGAGGGUGGAAAGGAUGGUGCGGAAAGGGAGGCUGAGCUUUUCAACGACCAGGAGGAGGAUGAUGAGUUUGAUUAUCUGGCUUUUGCGCAGGAUAGGGCCAUGUUUGUGUGGGGUGAUGCGGUGCGGAUGGGCUUGGUUGGCAUCGAGGAGUUACCGGAGAGUGUGCGGGAGAGGUUGAUUCUCGUUGAGUAUUAG
Messenger RNA from Dothidotthia symphoricarpi CBS 119687, 4113 nucleotides. Its product is annotated as kinase-like protein. The coding region runs from base 1 to 4113 and encodes 1370 amino acids. The transcript has 8 exons. Gene Ontology annotation, biological process: transmembrane transport. Gene Ontology annotation, molecular function: phosphotransferase activity, alcohol group as acceptor. Gene Ontology annotation, cellular component: membrane; endoplasmic reticulum. The record is from RefSeq and is a predicted model, not a curated record. NCBI's taxonomy places the organism in Eukaryota, Fungi, Ascomycota, Dothideomycetes, Pleosporales, Dothidotthiaceae.